ACUAAAUAGUGUUGUCUUUGUUCACCUGGGAAGAAUUUCUUUCUUUCUCCCGAACGAACUUGAAACGAAAGCAAACGCCUUUAUGGUUCGGGUCAAACAAACGAGGCUGGCAGCAGCAACUUGGAAAGCGGUGGGAAUUUCUGCAACAGCAGCACAGCACGUAAGCAAAAGCAGCUCCCUCCCUGUUGUAGUCAAGCAGCUCGUAUUUUUUUCUAUUCCACGAAAGGCCACCGCGGGUUGACAAUUCUGCAGCAGCUGCUGCUGUUAAAUUAAGUCUUCCCCUGAUCUUCUUUCCUCGGCAAACCACCCAACAAACACCAUAAUCUUAUCAAAUACUCUCUUCCCCUCGCCAACCGCGGCUCUGUUUCUUUUUCCGGCAUCGCUUCCCCUUUCUUUCUAAUAUUCAAAUCUGAAGACUGCUGUCUUUCACACAUCUGCUUCUGAAAUUUCAACCCGAUUGACUGAUAUACAAAAGGGGUUGGGUUUUCAAAGUCAUUGAUUCAGCACACUUGUAGAAGCCAGAAGGUUUACCAACCUAGGCUGUUCCCUUGGUGUCUCAACAGUUAUGACUUGCUUUUCCUUCUUUGGUCGAAGUCGAAGGCUCGAUUCUUCACAACGACAUGAUGCUGAAGAAGAGAACGAACUUGCUGGUGUUCACAAUGUUAAAACCUACUCCUACAAGGAAUUGAGACACGCGACUGACGAUUUCAGCCCUGUUAAUAAAAUAGGGGAGGGUGGUUUUGGUUCUGUGUACAAGGGACGUCUUAAAGAUGGGAAACUUGUGGCAGUAAAACUUCUUUCGGCUGAAUCAAGACAAGGGGUAGGCGAGUUCUUAGCAGAGAUAAAAGCCAUCUCAGUGGUGGAGCAUGAGAAUCUGGUUAAGCUCUAUGGCUGCUGCGUUGAAGGACAACACAGAAUUUUGGUCUACAACUAUCUCGAGAAUAAUAGCUUGGCUCAAACACUUCUUGGUGGAUCUUACAUCAAUAUUCAGUUUGAUUGGAGAACACGGACUAAAAUCUGCAUUGGAGUAGCAAGGGGACUAGCUUUCCUACAUGAGGAAGUACGACCAUAUAUAGUGCAUCGAGACAUCAAAGCGAGCAACAUUCUCCUGGAUAAAGAUCUAACACCCAAAAUUGCAGAUUUUGGUCUGGCCAAGUUGAUCCCAUCACACAUGACCCACGUCAGCACUCGCGUCGCUGGGACAAUGUUUAUGGGGCAUUAUAUCUGCUUUUGUUGUUGCAGAGGGUAUCUGGCACCAGAGUACGCAAUACGGGGACAGUUGACACGGAAAGCAGACAUAUACAGUUUUGGUGUCCUGCUCGUGGAAAUAGUCAGUGGGAGAUGCAAUACCAACACACGAUUGCCAAUUGAAGAGCAAUACCUCUUAGAACGGACAUGGCAGUUGUACGAGCGCAAGGAGCUCAUAGCACUGGUAGACACGGCCCUUAAUGGUGAUUUUGAUGCUGAGGAGGCUUGUAAGUAUAUGAAGAUUGGCCUACUCUGCACUCAAGAUGCUCCCAAGCUUCGGCCUUCCAUGUCAACGGUAGUAAAGAUGCUGACUGGGGAGAAGGAGGUCGAUGACAGUAUGAUAUCAAAGCCUGGUCUCAUAUCUGACUUCAUGGACCUCAAGGUACGUGCUCAACCUCCUACUAAGGCGAGGCAACGUCAAUCAACUGCAACGGGGAAGCCUUCUGAAGCAAAAACAUCACCAUCAUCAUCUCCCUACGACAUUUCUCCGUACGACUCUGAAAACCACAAUGACCAUUCCUCCUCCGGAACGUCAACGAAUGCAAACACCACAUUUUCCACUUCAUCAAAUGCAACCUUGACAUUCCUGACGUCAACAAAUGCAACUACCACCUUUACCACUUCUUAUUGAUGGAGCAUAUAUCUCUACGUUGUGAUGGGCACUACCAUUAAUUGAUCAAGUUCAAUCUAUGUGGUCAUGUUUGGGAUGUGUGUAUAUAAGGAAAUAUGAGAUGAGUGAAAAAGGAGGAAACUUGACCUCUCUUUGGAGCUUGCCUUAUCAUCUUUUUUCUUGUGUGUACAUUAGAGGCAAGCUCUUUCUUUUCUUUGUUUCUUCAGCAAAAUAGUUUUGAGUUGAUAAAGGUUUGGCAGACGGUAUUCUUUUUGUCUUGUAAAUGAGUUUUAGUAAAAUAGUUUUUAUGUGUGGAAGAAAGUUAACUAGUUAAGUGGAGUUCUGAUCAUUAAUGAGAUUGGUGUUAUAUUGUCA
Messenger RNA from Linum tenue, 2233 nucleotides. The record is from the annotation of a GenBank genome assembly. NCBI's taxonomy places the organism in Eukaryota, Viridiplantae, Streptophyta, Magnoliopsida, Malpighiales, Linaceae.